Messenger RNA from Bipolaris zeicola 26-R-13, 357 nucleotides. RefSeq lists its product as uncharacterized. The coding region runs from base 1 to 357 and encodes 118 amino acids. Gene Ontology annotation, cellular component: cytosol. NCBI's taxonomy places the organism in Eukaryota, Fungi, Ascomycota, Dothideomycetes, Pleosporales, Pleosporaceae. The record is from RefSeq and is a predicted model, not a curated record. The transcript has 2 exons.
AUGGCAUCUUCGGACGACCUGAGCAAGCUCGCGACACCGCCCAUGUGCACGGCAGACUUUUGUCUCAUCCCGCUUGGCACCCCCACGGCGUCGGUGUCCAAGGAAGUGGCAGAAGUGCAACGACUCCUGAAGAAGAGCGGACUGGAAUACUCAAUGCACUCUGCUGGCACAACUCUUGAGGGCUCAUGGGACGAUGUGAUGCGGGUUAUAGGGCAGUGCCACGCCAUGCUCCACCAGAAUGGAAUUGUGAGGAUUCAGAGCGACAUCAGGGUGGGGAGCAGGACGGACAAGAAGCAAGGGUUCAAGGACAAGGUUGCGGCCGUCGAGCAGCUCUUGAAGGAGGAUGAGGGCGCGUGA